Molecule: messenger RNA, 318 nt
Organism: Vairimorpha ceranae
Lineage: Eukaryota; Fungi; Microsporidia; Nosematidae
Exons: 1
Coding region: 1-318 (105 amino acids)
Source: RefSeq, a predicted model, not a curated record
AUGGUUUGUUGUAUUUUAUGUGGAGCUAAUAGUGAAACUAAGAGAAUCGAAAGACCAGGUGGAUUUCCCGAAGCACCAAAAAAGAUCUUAUGUCCUCAGUGUGGUGAAAUAUCUGAAGGUGAGUAUAGAGUUGCAUAUGAUAGAUUUUGUAUUUGUAUUAUCCCUUGUUGUUGCAAAUGUAACAAUACUGAACCAUUUAUUGCUUGUAUUAGAUGUAAAAAACCAGUAGGUGUUAUAACUGGAAAUAGAUGUAAUCAAUGCGAUCUAGUAACAUCAUUUAAAUCUCAGAAUUGCCCAAAUUGCGGGGCAAGAAAAUAA